This is a messenger RNA of Prosopis cineraria, 2529 nucleotides long. Its product is annotated as probable polyamine transporter At1g31830. The coding region runs from base 667 to 2079 and encodes 470 amino acids. Gene Ontology annotation, cellular component: membrane. NCBI's taxonomy places the organism in Eukaryota, Viridiplantae, Streptophyta, Magnoliopsida, Fabales, Fabaceae. Gene Ontology annotation, biological process: transmembrane transport. Gene Ontology annotation, molecular function: transmembrane transporter activity. The transcript has 2 exons. The record is from RefSeq and is a predicted model, not a curated record.
AUUUGAAUAAAACUAGAAUCACAAGUCUAUUACACCCUUGUAGAUAUUAUUAAGUUGAAAAAUCAGAAUGAACACAUGAAAAUUGGGGGAUAGCUAGGCAGAUUCAAAAUCGAUGAAGGCCAUUUGUGCUAUUGAUCAACGAAGCAGGGAUCCAGUUCAGGAGUUGACAUUGUCCACGGCAGAGCUUCUUCCCUGCGCGUUGAACGAUUCCGGCGGCGACGGUAAUAUCCGGUAAGGCUGGGUGGAUUUGGACCGGGGCUUCCUCUUCCGAACAAAACAGAGCUUUCGAACCUCGUCUGUCCUGUGUUAUGAAUCCGUUCCGUCCACAUUCCUUCGAUGCCUCCGCCGCUAGCUUUGCCGACGGCGGACGUCUACCUAACUAUUUCGAUGCAUUGGCCGUGGAUCAUUUUUGAGAUGAAGGGGUAUUUCGGUCCUUUUGCACAUCUUACCUUUCAUUCCACAGCCUCUUGUUCACCUACCAGGUGCUUUCUCCCUGUCUUCACAUGACUGAAACGGGAUGUCAGAGAUACAAUGGAAAGAGUAGCUCUAUAUUCUUCUCCAUUGCAUUUAAUCUCUUCAUUUAUCUGAUUCCAUAUCACGUAUCGGGGUCAUUUUCCACAAUGGAAGAAGCUUAGGACUGCACCAAACAGACGGCGCAAUAUUGAAAUGAGGCGGUACGAUAGGGAUGACUACGUCACCGUUGAUGGGUUACCCUCCCCCAGGGUAAAUAACUUGAAGAAAGUUUCCGUUCUUCCUCUCAUAUUCAUCAUCUUCUAUGAAGUUUCUGGGGGCCCUUUUGGCAUCGAGGAUACAGUGCAAGCCGCAGGUCCUCUGUUGGCCCUCCUUGGCUUCUUGGUUUUCCCAUUCAUAUGGAGUGUCCCAGAAGCUUUAAUUACUGCAGAAAUGGGUACCAUGUUCCCAGAAAACAGCGGUUAUGUGGUUUGGGUUUCUUCCGCGUUGGGUCCCUAUUGGGGGUUCCAGCAAGGCUGGAUGAAGUGGCUCAGUGGGGUAAUUGAUAAUGCCCUAUACCCAGUUCUCUUUCUUGACUAUCUGAAAUCGGAUAUCCCUGUUUUAGCCAGUGGCUUUCCAAGAAUUGCUGCGGCCUGGGGAUUGACAAUAGUUCUCACAUUUUUGAAUUAUAGGGGUUUAACCAUUGUGGGAUGGAUUGCUAUUCUUUUAGGGGUUUUCUCACUCCUUCCUUUUGUGGUUAUGGGCUUUAUGGCAAUUCCAGACCUGAAACCUUCAAGAUGGUUGGUGGCGGAUUUGAAUGAUAUGGAUUGGAAUUUGUACCUGAAUACUCUAUUUUGGAAUCUCAACUACUGGGAUUCCAUUAGUACUCUUGCUGGAGAAGUGGAGAACCCAAAGAGAACUCUUCCAAAGGCUUUAUUCUAUGCUUUGAUCCUAGUAGUUUUAGGAUACUUUUUCCCACUUCUAAUUGGCACUGGUGCGGUUCCUCUCAAGCGUUCAUUGUGGACUGAUGGAUACUUCUCUGAUAUUGCCAAGAUCAUUGGAGGAGUUUGGCUGAGUUAUUGGCUUCAGGCAGCUGCUGCAGUGUCAAACAUGGGGAUGUUUGUUGCUGAAAUGAGCAGCGAUUCCUUUCAACUUUUAGGGAUGGCUGAGAGGGGAAUGUUGCCUGAGUGCUUUAGCAAGAGGUCUCAACAUGGAACCCCACUUAUAGGAAUACUUUUCUCAGCCUCAGGCGUACUUUUACUGUCAUGGCUGAGCUUUGACGAGAUUGUAGCAGCUGAAAACUUCUUGUACUGCUUUGGAAUGAUUUUGGAGUUUAUAGCAUUCAUAUUGUUAAGGAUCAGACGCCCCAAUGCAUCUCGGCCUUACAAGAUACCAGGGGGAACAACUGGAGCAAUUCUUUUAUGUAUACCUCCGACAAUAACGAUUGGUAUUGUGUUAGUUUUGUCCUCUCUCAAAAUCUUGGUCAUAAGCCUCAUUGCUGUGUUCAUUGGCCUUGUACUGCAGCCUUUUCUCAAACUUGCAGAGAAAAAUGGAUGGCUGAGGUUCUCAAUGAAUUCUGAGCUCCCAGAUUUUGACGAUCAGGAGAACAGUCAUUCUUUAAUGAACUAAACUUUAUCCUUGUUCAAAAGACUUCAGUUUUUUUGUGAAGUUAAGUUGCAAAUACAUAGGGAGAUGCUCCAACCAAGAUGGCAUAAUGGAGUGAGAACAGUAUUGGUCAUUUCACAGCAUUUCUUGAAUGCAACAACUGUACAAUGGAAGAUUUUGAUUCCAUCAGCUUCAUCACAGGUGGUUUUUGCUCACAUUUUUCAAUGUAAAAAUGGAAGCGGUUGUAAUUAGAAACAUGUAAACAAGUGUGUUUAGAAUGCCAUAGAAAAUAAAGUUAUGAAGUUACAGUACUUUUUAUUGAGUGAUUGCAUUUGAAGGUUGAGUGGAUAGUUUUGUUUCAAUCUUAUUGGCUUUCAUGUGUCUCAACUGUUAUCGAAAUUGUAAUAUGAAUGUGUGUGUGUGUGUGUGUGUGUGUGUUGGCAGAGUAGUAUAUAUAUGGUUGAUUACAAAUUA